This is a messenger RNA of Fusarium fujikuroi IMI 58289, 798 nucleotides long. RefSeq lists its product as uncharacterized. The transcript is spliced from 7 exons. Bases 1 to 798 code for a protein of 265 amino acids. Lineage: Eukaryota; Fungi; Ascomycota; Sordariomycetes; Hypocreales; Nectriaceae. The record is from RefSeq and is a predicted model, not a curated record.
AUGGCGCAAGAGGAUGCAUCUCUGCUCGGGCCACGACCCUCGACCGCCGCCGAUCGCCACACCACCAAGAGACCACAGCUUGUUCCAGAUAGUUGGUCGGGCGUCUCCCCAAGCUUCAACUACUUUAUUGGGCUUGAGCCAUUUGCUCCUUCAAACCAGAGAAACUUGUCCUACAUCCGAGGCUGGGUAGAAUCGUUUGACACAUUAUCGGCCAUCAUUGUUGCGCUCCCCAUUGGGCGCAUCACUGAUCAUCGAGGUCAACAGGGUGUGUUCAUGGUUGUUAUGGCGGGCAUCCUGAUGAGCCUCACUUGGAGUCUCAUAGUUCGUGAGAAUUCAACUACAAACGCUCUCAUUGGCGAAGUCGCUCUUAUUAACCUGAUCUUAUUCUUUUUCACGAUGCCUAUUUUGUUACGCAUCCCUGUCGCUGCUCUUCCUGGAGUCACUACCACAAAUUCGGCCUCUCUGAUUGCGGCAACGACGAUCUGCGGUCUCGGAUUUGGUGCCCGCUCGACACAGUUAUCACCCGUCACCUCAUGGAUUGACCCUCAACGCGCCGGCCCCCUUUUCAGCGCCGUCUUUCUCGUCGAGCAUAUUGGUAUGCUCGGGGGAGAACCACUCGUGCAGAAUGAGCUUGGGGUUUCUCUUGGGCUACAAGAUCCUUGGAAAGGCUUGCCGUUGAUACGUACUGCAAAGGUUUGCGAAAAGUCUUACAAUUUUAAACUGUUAUCCUCUGAGCCACUUGGGACAACAUCUACGAUAACCACAGGGGAGCUUAUCAGAUUCUUCGUUCUGAUCUAA